Molecule: messenger RNA, 831 nt
Organism: Maudiozyma barnettii
Lineage: Eukaryota; Fungi; Ascomycota; Saccharomycetes; Saccharomycetales; Saccharomycetaceae
Gene: POF1
Product: nicotinamide-nucleotide adenylyltransferase
Exons: 1
Coding region: 1-831 (276 amino acids)
Cellular component (GO): nucleus; cytoplasm
Molecular function (GO): nicotinamide-nucleotide adenylyltransferase activity; ATP hydrolysis activity
Source: RefSeq, a predicted model, not a curated record
AUGCAAUUGAAUGAAAGUCUCACAAAACUUGAGACUUUUCGUGAUGAUACAGAGUUGCAAUUUUCAGUUGUUUAUGGACCACCUAAAAUUAAAUGUAGAAAUCCUAAAGAACACAUCCUGUUAAUACUUGACUCAUCUUUCAAUCCACCUCAUUGGGGUCAUUAUACGCUAAUUGAACGGGCUAUUGAAUCAUAUGGUCAGGAGCCUAAUGUUGAAGUUCAUGUUCUUCUUCUGUUAUCUGUUAAUAACGCAGAUAAAGGUGAGAAACCAGCGGCAUUCGACAAACGGAUUGACAUGAUGUACCUGUUAUCCAAAACUUUAAAAGAUGAAUUUCAAAACUUAAUACCCACUGUGGCUCUCUGUAAAUCGGCAAGAUUUGUUGAUAAAAGUAGUGACGUUAGGAAAAAUUUGUUUGAAAUUGGUAAGAUCGUUUAUUUACUAGGCUUCGACACUAUUACAAGAGUUCUAGACCCUAAAUAUUAUCUUCCGAAAACAUUAAAGGAAGCAAUGGGAGAAUUCAUGCUACAUACAGAAUUCUUCUGUCUAACUCGAGGAGAAGAAGGUAAAAAUGAUUCGCAGGAUAUUGUUAACCAAGGUAAGUAUGUAGAAGACAUCUCGAACGGAGCUUGCGAACCUACAAUUCCAAAAGAAUGGGGAUCAAAAAUUAAAAUCGAGGUAAAUCAAAAUGAAUAUUGUUCGAUUUCUUCUUCAUCUAUAAGAAAAGACUUAAUGAAACGUCAAUAUCGAACGGUAGAAAAUAAAUUACCUUAUAGAAUAUUAGAAUAUAUUAGGGUUAAUGAUGAAAAAGCAAAAUCAUCAAUAUUUAUUUAA